Epinephelus lanceolatus (giant grouper) is the source of this 4013-nucleotide messenger RNA. RefSeq lists its product as uncharacterized. Lineage: Eukaryota; Metazoa; Chordata; Actinopteri; Perciformes; Serranidae. The record is from RefSeq and is a predicted model, not a curated record.
UGAGGCUGAAAUCAGGGCUGGAAUACAAGAACUCCAUAGGGCUGAAAGUUGGAACAAAUAUCACAAUGGAUCCAGGGCUAGCAUUAAAAAUGGGUCUGAAACAAGAAUGGGCUCUCAGGUGAAAACACGACCAGGGGGACGGGAUCUAGAAGGAAAAGUGCAGUCUGGGGUGGAGAUAGAACAUAUGGCUCCAGCUGUGAACAAGGAGGGACACAGGGGAGGGUCAAGAAGUGGAGAAAAAAGUGGAAGGGCUAAACCAGAACCUAUUACUGAGACUGUAACUUCGACUGUGACUGACAAUGACAACAGGGUUGGGCUUGAGGAUAAAGUUGAGAUUGGAGAUGGACCUCCUCCAGAGAUGAAGCCAGAGAUCGAGGCAGGGAUUGAGGCUAAAUCUAGUUCAAAGCAGGUGGAAAACAAGACUGUAACAGAAGCUGGAGAUGGAGCUACAGUUAACAAUGAGGUUUGCUUGGUUGAAGAGUCCAGAGUAGAAGCUAAAGUUGAGACAGAGGUUAAGACUGCACCUACGUCUGAGCCUGAGCCAGUACUAGAAGCUGAGGUUAGUAAUGAGACAGUGACUAAAAUUAACACUGAGACUGGGGUUGUCAGCGAAACCCAGAACAGCAACAACACUACAGAUAAAGCUCAGAUAAGUGUUGUGGCUGGGGAUAAAACUGAUACUGCCCUUGCAGAUCAGGCUGAUAAAAAGCCUUUAGACAUCGAUAAAAUUGUAUUCAGCCAUGUAGAGAAAAGUUCCAGGUCCCACAAGUCCAAAUCAUCCAAGUCCAGUUCCAGGACUCGACCUGGCACGGCCACAGGGCUCAGACCAGGUGUGGUCAGUCCUCGACUUAGCAGAGGACUUGGAGACCUUGAGUCAACAGGCCCCGCUGAGGGCAUUGAGUCCACCUGGCCUCGCCGAAUCAUUGUUAGGAAGAGGACUGUUCGACAGGGUGGGGCACUCCACAACCUCCCUAUUCUCCCCCCACUCCCCUCUGUCCUCUCAGCAUUGGAAAAGAGACGCCCACAUGCCCACCUCGACCCCCGUCAAGGCCACUACUCAGAGAACCCGCUAACAACCAUUAUGAAUUCUACAAGUAUUGUGGGACGAUGCUCACUUAAAGAGCCCUCCCAUGCAGAUCCAGGACUGGGGACCGGUUUGGUGGGCAGGGCUUCCCUGAAGGAGCAAAACUUGGAGCACUGGAGAGUCUGCAGAGAGCAGGAGGAACCCAGGAGAUCCAGGAGCAAGGAGAAACAAGGAGAGCAGAGUAAGGAGAAGACGGAGGAGAAGAAGGGGAAGGAAGAGAAGCGAGAUAAAGUGCGUAGAGAAGAGAAAGACAAAAGAGAGGAGAAUGUGAUUAAGGAGAAUGAGAGAGUUAUUGUCAGUGAGGGUCUGGUAGAGGAAACCAAACGAGAAAAGUCAGAGAGAAGGGUUGAAGGGAAAACGCAAGAAGAUGGAAACAUAAAGGAAGAUGUGAAAAAGGAAAGGAGUGUAGAAAUAAACUAUGAAAAAGUAGAGGAUAGAGGAAUGAAGAUAAAAGAUGGAAUACAGGAGCAGCAUGGACAAGAGAUGGAGGAGGUGGUGGCUAAAUCAAAGAAAGAAGAAGAUGAAGUGGAGGGAGGAGAAGGAGGCACAUUUGGAGAGGAAGGCGGGAUAGAGAGUUGGGAUGCUGUCCUUGACAUGGUCAACACGUUGUGGGAGGAUGGCUGGGAGAAAGGGGGAGCAGGAGGAGGUGGUGAUACCGAUUCCCUCUCGGGCUCCCUGCAACGUUGGCCUCUUCUCCGGCCCCCAGUUGGCUUUGGGGGCUCACACCCACCCUCCUCGGCAGCCUCAGAGCUCAGCCUGACAGAGCUGGAAAGGAGAGCCAGGGAGCUGGACUCUGACCUGGAGCAUCUAGACCUGUCUCAGCCCCACAGGGACACCCAGGAUGUAUACCAAUCACUGCUGGAGCCGCAGAGGGAACGAGCAGACAUGUACCAAACACACCCUGGGCCACAGAGAGAGAAAGCUGCAGUCAUGACAGGUGUGGGGAGCAGAUCCCAGGUCAGUUUGGAGCUCAGUGCUAUGGCCUCACCAGCUACAGACACAGACAGACAUCCUGCUGACUGGUCAACCAAAUCGACUGGGACUUCCAAUGUUGGCACAAGCUCCACUAAGGAGGACAGCUCUCCAGACUCCAACCUUACGCUGGAGUCCGACUCCAGUGGUGUCUUCCUCUCCUUAUCCAAUCAGAGCCAGGAAGAAGCCAGCUCUGACAGCGACCAGCCAGUCAGUGGUUCUGACCUAGGCAGCAGCAGCACGUCACUGGAGAAAGACGGGGACGAUGGAGGGUUAAAGGAAUGGGGGAGGGAGGAGAGUGCAGAGCUCCAGUGGUGCUACCCUUCACUCCUUAACACCUCUAUGAAUGAAGACAUAGAAGGAGAUAGUGGAAGAGAGGAAGCAGGGCAUGGAAAGAUGGAGAGAGAUGAAGUGAGAGGCAAAGAUGAGAGUGAGAGAAGGGUUGGUAAGAUAGGUACAGUCUCAGUCAUAAAGACCCAAUUCAACCAUACACCUAUUGACAGCUCCACAACUUUUAAUGCCCCACAAAGUGAAGAGUUACCACCCAGGAAAAAAGUGACCCUCAUGGGAGGUGACAUCCCUCUUCCUCUGUCUCCCUCCAAACAACCAAUCAAACACCUCCUAGAUCCUAAUCAGAAGCCAAUCAGAACCUCAGGACUGGACUGUGGUGAUAUAGAUCCCUUUGUCCAAUCGGACAGCUUUGUUUACCUUGCCGUGUCUGCAAGACCUGGCUCCCAGGGUGAAGUCACCUCAUUGACAGAAGUUCCCACCCCUGGUAUAAAACAAGUCAGUGUACCACAACAUUUGGAUAGCUUGAAAACACACUUGGACCAAUCCAAUACAGAACAGACUGCCAAGCUGACUCAUCUUGCCCCACAAAAACCAGAGGAAGGAGACUUUCUUUGCACUGACAGCUUUGUCUACCUGGCUGCUCCAGCCUGCCUCCUAUUGGGCCCUGCAGGAAGUGCACCCUACAGUGGAAGGGAGUCGGACUCAGAGAGUUCAGGAUCAGGCCCUGUUGAUCUUUCGGUACUGGGCUGUGACUCUGUGGCAGGGGACAGUGACUGGGAUUCAGACCUAUCAGACUCUGAUCCCAGUCGCUCCUCCAGAAUCUCUGCUGCUGGUAGCAAAUCUUCUGGCGCAUCACGGGCUAAGCGGAUGCCUGCUGAACCGGGCUGGGACUUGUUCGGAGAAACCACCGAGCCUGAAGUGCUGAGUGAGCUCUUCACAGAACAGGAUAAAAACCACAAUGGCAAAGCGAGGAAGGUUACCGGGGUCUCCACCAGCCUGGCAGAUACAUCAGCCAUUCCCAUGGCGACUCAGCCUGUCACUACAUCAGUGCAACGGUCAACAACAGUAGACCCAUCGUCAACAUCCAAGAGGGUGACAUGGCAGUUUAAACCAGCCCAGAGGUCAGUGUGCACGGGAAGCAGGAAGGAGAAGGAAAGGGAGAGGGAAUUGGCAUCAUCAUCAUCAGUAAGCUUCAUGGAACUGGGAGGAGGCGAGACCUAUAGACCCUCCCCUUCAUCUUCAUCUUCUUCAUCAUCGUCACCAUCCUCAUCUUCUUCUGGUUGAUUUGUGGAGGUAAUGGUAUUGGAAGAAGUUCUAAUUGCCUCUGAAGUUCAUUGCCAAAAGGUAGAAAAGAUCUUCAACUUGUUCUGUAGAUACUCACGGCUGGAACAAGUGCUGAUUUUUUGCCUGUAAAUUUUGAAUUUCGCAUCUAGCUGCUGCCAUUGCCUUCUUAUGACCUUCUAAAGGCUGCAUAAAAGACUAGUUAAUUGUUGCAUUUUCUUAGACUAGCCUUCACAAUUCCAUAUAUGUAUAAUCAUUUUAAAUUUGAGACAGGGUGAGACUCAGGCUAUACAGAAACCUUCAGGUUGAGAGUAUGUGGAAAUACGGCCACUGAUAGAACUCUUAGGUAAGAUGUAUACAGUGUCAUUCCUAAUGGGUUUUAUCA